Messenger RNA from Gallus gallus (chicken), 1725 nucleotides. RefSeq names its product keratin 13 (gene KRT13). The record is from RefSeq and is marked provisional. NCBI's taxonomy places the organism in Eukaryota, Metazoa, Chordata, Aves, Galliformes, Phasianidae. Gene Ontology annotation, molecular function: structural molecule activity.
GCUCUGCACUACGCUGAGUACCCAACUCCUCCUGUGCUGCAGCCAUGACUACUUACACCGUGCAGAACUCUUUUGCUAGUGGUGCUGGGGGCCUUGGGGCUGCUGGCAGCGGCAGCUCCCGCCUUUCCUCUGUGCGGGUCGGGGGCUCCUACCGCACCCCGAGCAUCCACGGGGGGUCCGGGGGUCGGGGCGUCUCCAUCUCCUCGACGAAGUACGUCUCCUCCGUGGGAGGCGGUUACGGUGGUGGAUCCUGCGCCGGGUUUGGCGGCGGUUACGGAGGAGGCUAUGGCGGCUUUGGUGGAGGUGCAGUCUGCGGCUUGGGUGGAGGAGCUGGCUUUGGUGGAGGCUUUGAUGCUAUCUGUGCCUUUGGUGGAGGUGACGGCCUUCUUUCUGGCAACGAGAAGAUAACGAUGCAGAAUCUGAACGACCGCCUGGCCACGUACCUGCAGAAGGUGCGAGCCUUGGAAGAUGCAAAUGCAGAAUUAGAAGUCAAAAUCCGAGACUGGUACCAGAAGGAAGCUCCCAGCAGCCCAGCUCGAGACUACAGCAACUACUACAAGAUAAUUGAAGAUCUCCAAGAUAAGAUCCUUGCAGCUACUAUCGACAACUCCAGGGUCGUUCUGGAGAUUGACAACGCCAGGCUGGCUGCAGAUGACUUCAGACUGAAGCAUGAGAAUGAGCUUUUCCUGCGCCAGAGCGUGGAGUCUGACAUCAACGGGCUGCGCAGGGUGCUGGAUGAGCUGACCCUGUCCAGGGCCGACCUGGAGAUGCAGAUCGAGAGCCUGAAGGAGGAGCUGGCCUACCUGAAGAAGAACCACGAGGAGGAGAUGAAGGAGUACUCCAAUCAGCUCAGCGGAAAAGUCAGUGUGGAAAUGGAUGCUGCUCCUGGCAUCGAUCUGACAAGGAUCCUCUCGGAGAUGAGGGAGCAGUACGAGGCUCUGGCUGAGAAGUACCGUAAGGACGCUGAGGCAUGGUUCCUCACCCAGACUACUGAGCUGAACCAUGAAGUUGCCACCCACACUGAGCAGAUACAGAGCAGCAAAUCGGAGAUCACAGAACUGAGACGCACGAUGCAGAGCCUGGAGAUCGAGCUGCAGUCACAGAUAAGCAUGAAAGCUGGACUGGAAGCCAACCUGCGAGAUACAGAAGGACGAUACUGCGCACAGCUGGCACAAAUUCAGAACCUCAUCACCAGUGUUGAGGAGCAACUGAGUGAAAUCAGAUGCGACAUGGAGCGCCAGAACCAGGAGUACAGAAUGCUCAUGGACAUCAAAAGCCGCCUGGAGCAGGAGAUCGCCACGUACCGCCAGCUGCUGGAGACCCAGGACUCUCAGAUGUCAGGAGUGAACCCUAAGGAUGCAAGUGCUGCUGGAAGAGCCCGUGGGGGCACAGAAGAUGAGGGAAGGUCUUCCUCCACUCGUGACAGGAGACACCAAUAAAGAAAUACUGAAACCUCUCUUGCUAUGACACCACCUGUGCUGGACCAGCUAUAAGCAGGGCAGUCCAACCACUGGCUGACACUUACAGAAAUGUGCCGUUACUUUUGCUAGAUCACAAGAAUGUAACCCAAAAAGUGUGCACCAGCUUCAUGCCUUUCCUUGAAUUUGCUCUCCCUUCUUACAUGAUCAUUUGGCUCUUUCGGUCAGAGAUGUCUGCUUGUUUCUGUACAGUAUCCUUAUGAAAGACUCUACACAAUAAAGUUUCUCUCCUGCUUGUGCAAAUGCA